Musca vetustissima is the source of this 428-nucleotide messenger RNA. Its product is annotated as lipopolysaccharide-induced tumor necrosis factor-alpha factor homolog. The record is from RefSeq and is a predicted model, not a curated record. Gene Ontology annotation, molecular function: zinc ion binding. The transcript has 2 exons. Lineage: Eukaryota; Metazoa; Arthropoda; Insecta; Diptera; Muscidae. Bases 9 to 422 code for a protein of 137 amino acids.
UAUAAAUCAUGGAUAAAUCACAACCUCCACCAUACUCCGAACAUCAACCAGGCUAUACACCUGCCAGCUAUUAUCAACCGGGACAACAGCAACCAAAUUUGUAUCCACCAAUGCCACAGCCACCACAACAUCAACCACCACCACCGGUGGUGCAACAGCCACCCACAGUGAUCAUCCAGACGAGGCCCCAACUGGUGGGUCUGGGCAAUCAGCCAACACGUAUGCAGUGUCCUUCGUGUCAUGCCGAUAUUAUGACCACCGUACAACAUUCGGCCAAUUCAAGGACCCAUUGCUGGGCUUUGGUUUUGUGUUUGUUCAUUUGCUGGCCCUGCGUCUGCUUACCCUACUGCAUGGAUUCAUGCCGAACUGCCAAUCAUUCUUGUCCCAAUUGCAAUGCCUACAUUGGUUCCUACGAUAACUGAGUUUCA